CGCAACCUGAACAAUGCGGAUCAUGGUGUUGAGUUCAGAUUAAUUGUGUGGCAUCUCUGGAAACGGAGAAAUGAGGAAUGUUUGGAUGGAAAGAUUUUUGUGGAGAAAUCCCUUGUUUGCAGGAUUGAAGCAUGGUUCAGGAUCUACAUGAUGGCUCAACAGAAUGUGGAGAAGAGUUUGCUCCACCAGUUGAGAGAAGAGAAGAGCAGAUCGGUUGGAAUCCUCCACCUCAGGGAUGGGUACAAAUCCAGACAGAUGGUUUUGUCCUCUCUCCCUCAGGAAAAGCAGCAGCUGGAGGCCUAAUUCGGGACUGCUUGGGAAGAUGCUCCGCGGCCUUUGCCAACAACCUAGGGAACUGCUCGAUUACUGCAGCGGAGCUUAAAGGAGCAGUGGCAGGUCUUCAAAUGGCCUGGGACAAAGGCUAUCGUAAAGUCCAUCUCAAUCUUGACUCCUCUACUGCAAUGUCAAUCAUCAGGAAUUGCUCGGAUGAUGAUCACAGACAUGGCCUUCUUGUGCAACAUGUCUGUAAUGUUUUGAAUCGUGACUGGGAUGUUGUUAUCUCACACGUGUAUAGGGAAGGAAAUAGAGCGGCCGACUAUCUUGCUAGUCUUGGCCAUAGCCUACCUUUUGGAACACACCAUGUUGAUGUGUGUAGCCCUGAGCUUUGUAGGUGGUUAGAGUACGAUGUUAUGGGAAUUUCCCAAGCACGGUUUAUUAAUAUAUGAUCUGAGGCGCUUUUAGCGUCUGCCUUCUUACCCAAAAAAAAGAAAUAUAUAUUAUAGCAAUAAGUAAAAUAAAAACAGUUCAUGUUUCCAACUUUUUAAAUUUUGCUUAAGUUAUCGUCUAUAUUUUCUCUCUUUAGAUCUGGCCCUGCUAUAACUAUUAAACCAACCACAGGGGCGGAGAAAAGUGCGAAAGAAGGAGGAAAUGGGGUGGCCUCGUAGUGGGGUGGGGUGGGGGGAGGGUUUCUGGGUCACAAAUGAUAAAGGGAGGAGGAGGAGGAGGGAGGGACGGAGGAGAGAGGACGGGGGGCAGCUAUUUUGUUUCUUGUUUUAUUUUGAGUAUUUUGGGGAGAACUAAUGUAAGAUUGAUUUUUAAACCUUUUUGUGUAGGGGGAGGGUUGCUGGGUCACAAACGACAAAGGGAGGAGGAAGAGGGAGGGGCGGAGGAGAGAGGGCGGGGAGCAGCUAGCGCUAGCGCUGCUUCUUUUAUUUUUAUUUUUUUUCGUUUUACUUUUUGUUUUUUGUUUUAUUUUGAGUAUUUUUGGGAGAACUAAUGUAAGAUUGAUUUUUAAACCUUUUCGAGUAGGGGGAGGGUUUCUGGGUCACAAACGACAAAGGGAGGAGGAGGAGGAGGGAGGGGCGGAGGAGAGAGGGUGGGGAGCAGCUAGCGCUGCUUCUUUUAUUUUUAUUUUUUUCCGUUUACUUUUUUUUUAGUAUUUUGGGGAGAACUAAUGUAAGAUUGAUUUUUAAACCUUUUUAAGUAGCACUUAAUAUUCAAGCAAAAUUUCUCUUUUUAUAGAGCAAUAUAUGACUGUCCAAAAGCCAUUGUGUUUGGAUAUGAACAACUCUCGAUAUUAAUACAUAUAUUAGGGUCGGCGUUGUUUUUAAGUUUCAAGUUCAAUUAGUUGUUUUUUGUUUGAUUGACAUAUAAGGAAUCGUAUAAAUUGAACUUGCAGUCUACAUCAAACAAAUCGAGUUGUUGCAUAUAGGGGUAGUUCACAAAUUGAAGCUUGAUAAGAUAGCGCCUAGCAAAAAAAAAAUCAAAAACGAAAAUGAGCUAGCUAGUGUUUGAAGGCCAAAAGAGAACUGCAGGUUAAGGGGGUUGUUGAAAGAAAGUACAUUUUAUUCCCUCUUUUAAACAAUGUGCUCUACUUCAUUUACAUUAUCCUCACUCCCUUCACAAAAGAGCGCAAGACAUUGGAGAGGGGAUGAAAAAAUUGAAGUGAGUGGAAAUUUGAGCAUAGUGAAAUAAUAAGGGAAAAAUGGUAUUCAAUUUUGAAGAGGAAAAUGAGAAGAAAAGAAGGGAAAAUGAGAUUCAAUAAGAAACAAUAGUCGUUUUCACCUCAAAUUGAAGGAGCAACUGCUACAAUAGUUUUCCCCCUCAAAUAAUCACUCACUUGUAUCGUAGCAAAGCUUAUAAAAAAAAAUCUAAAUAUCUCCAUUUCCCUCAAUUUUUUCUCCAGCUUCUAUUUUCUCUCUUUUGUGAACAAAGGGAUAAUGUUUCUCCCGCCCCAUGCCCCCAUUAAUUGCCAUUGACUAGAGAAGCGGUUCAACAAAGUGGAUGUAAAUAAAUGAACAAAUUUGUG
This is a messenger RNA of Linum trigynum, 2308 nucleotides long. NCBI's taxonomy places the organism in Eukaryota, Viridiplantae, Streptophyta, Magnoliopsida, Malpighiales, Linaceae. The record is from the annotation of a GenBank genome assembly.